UCCCCUCCCUUAGAUAGAGGCUGGCACGUGGACUACAAUGUAGUUUUUAGGAGACUACUGAUAUGAGGGAAAGUAUGAAGAGGGACUGGGAGUGCUUGGUGUCAUUGUGUAGCUGUUCGAGAUCCCGUUCCUUUUUUCUUGGCUUUUUGUGGGACACUAGAAAACCGGCGUUAGCCAAGGUGCAUUUUCAAUUUGAAACAUACUAUUAAUGAUAAUGACAAGAAGUUUCCCUGUGGAAGUUACAUUAUUAUGACAUUUUCUCUGAAUGACUAAUUCUUUACACAUACAUACUCAUCGUGGCUCUUUUUUCAUUCCAUUUUGCCG
This is a messenger RNA of Geodia barretti, 324 nucleotides long. The record is from the annotation of a GenBank genome assembly. Lineage: Eukaryota; Metazoa; Porifera; Demospongiae; Tetractinellida; Geodiidae.